Fusarium coffeatum is the source of this 939-nucleotide messenger RNA. RefSeq lists its product as uncharacterized. NCBI's taxonomy places the organism in Eukaryota, Fungi, Ascomycota, Sordariomycetes, Hypocreales, Nectriaceae. The transcript has a single exon. Bases 1 to 939 code for a protein of 312 amino acids. The record is from RefSeq and is a predicted model, not a curated record.
AUGUCAGACUCUUCAGAGCCUCGUGCUCAACUUGGAACUGUCACAUCUGAAGCUCUAAAUCAGAUGCUAAAGACACCAUGUGACGAGGUGUUCGCCUUCAGCUCUGAUGGUCAGACCUACACCGCGCCCAGAUGUCUCGUCGGUACGCCGGUACGAAAGAUCACGGAGACUGAAGAUUAUUGGAAGUCGGGAUGGCUCUCCCUGGAAACUUUCCUGGCUCAAGAGAAGAACGAAGAGAAAACCAAAGCUGAAGCUCACGGACAGCUCAUUCUGGAUCCAUCAAACAAGAAUGCCAAAAAGAUGCAUAAGAUCCAUUCAGACAAUGUGUCCAAGCAUCGCAAGAUCAGGGAGAUUUUCGGACAAAACUCAUCUUAUCAUCCUAACCAGCUUGUUAGCAAGCACCAUCUGCCCGCAGAGGGACUUUGCAGCAAAGAGAUCAUGUACAAACUCGCGUGCAAAAUCUCUGACUGCCAAAUCCUUCGCGACAAAGGAGAACUUGUGAUGGAUCCGUUCGAUUUUAUUCGAUGGAGAGUCUGGCUGCAACUGCGCUCCCAACUCAACUUCGCCGCGCAGAGUGGUAAAGACUACGUGAAACCAAUCCUCUCGCAAAUCUUUGAGGACUGUGAAACGGCUUUGUCUCGCCCAUACAAGGAUCCACUGCUUCGCGCAGCUAUUAUCAGGUCGGCCGGUUACCAGAACCGCCUAAACAGCUACGGCACUGUUACCAACAAAGGCAAAGUCACUGACAGAAGCACGAAGGCGGUUACUGGAAGCAAGGGAACAGACAGCAAGGUUGUCCGCAACAAAGUUGCCGUUUCCUCUCGGGUUGAGAAGGUUCGAAAGAGGCCUGCUCAGCCCAGCACAUACCAAGGCGUCAAUGGCUUCCGCGCUGAGCAGAUAGCCCGGCAAAUCUCUGAGAGCGAUGCUUCGAAGAACUGA